Messenger RNA from Capsicum annuum, 3487 nucleotides. RefSeq names its product retrovirus-related Pol polyprotein from transposon TNT 1-94. The transcript is spliced from 2 exons. Gene Ontology annotation, molecular function: nucleic acid binding. Bases 1806 to 2858 code for a protein of 350 amino acids. NCBI's taxonomy places the organism in Eukaryota, Viridiplantae, Streptophyta, Magnoliopsida, Solanales, Solanaceae. The record is from RefSeq and is a predicted model, not a curated record. Gene Ontology annotation, biological process: DNA integration.
AAAAUUAAAAAUUAGGACCUUGGACAAUAAAAUCCGACUCUUUCCUCUCAAGUCUCACAUCUAAAAUUAGGAUUUAGGGCACAAUCCUCUUACUCUCAUUGUCUACAAUUUCAAAGACAGAAUUCUAUUCAAAGGGGUCAAUGGUGAUUUAUUCUUCUUUUCUUUCGAGAAUAGAGACAGUAUAGAUGCAGGGCAAUUGAUGGCACUAAUGUAAAUAGCUAAGACCGUGAUAGUUAAUUAGUUAGAGUAUGUGAUAUGGCAGCCAGCUGGACAAUUUAGUUAGUGUGCUGUAUAAGUAGUGAUAUGUUAGUUACAGAUUAAAAAACUCAUCGUACAUAUUUUCCUCUCUUAAUAUAUUGAAAAUCUUCUCUCUAGAAGCUUCGAUGUGUUCUUCAAAGGAGUCUCAUAAUUGAUUGAGAUGGUAAUCACUUUGUGAUCAGUUUACAGUGAUAAAUUCUAUAUGGUAUCAAAGCUACGACCACUAUUGUGAGUUGUGCGAUCGCUCAUUACUACAAAUACAGUUUUUUGUUCAGAGAAUUUGAAGAAAACUCAAAGCUCAACAAUGGCGGGAGUGAAAUUUGAUCACAAUCAUGCAUUAUUUCUUCAUCCUUCAUAUACUACCGGAGCUUCUAUCAUUCCUAUGCAGUUAACUGGGUCCGAAAAUUAUUCGAUUUGGAGUAGAGCCAUGCGAAUUCAACUCCUACGUAAAAACAAAUUAGGGCUAGUUGAUGGUACAUGGAAGAAAGAGGAUUUUGCAACUGAAUUAGCCCAUCAAUGGGAUAAAUGCAAUGCAAUAGUCCAAGGUUGGAUUAUGAGUUCAGUUACGAAGGAACUUCACACUGAGAUAGUGUAUGCAGUGGAUGCAAAAUUCAGUUUGGGACGAUUUGAAGGAACCUUUUGAUAAGGUCAAUGCGUCAAGGAUCUAUCAGUUACACAAGUCAAUUGCAACACUAGUGCAAGGUACUGACAGUAUAGCUGUUUAUUUUUCGAAACUUCGAAAUCUUUGGGUAGAAUAUGAAUCAAUGGUGCCGCCUCCAUGUGAUUGUGCAAAGGCUAAGGAAUUCUGUGCGCAUAUUCAAAACCAGCAAUUGAUGCAAUUUUUGAUGGGAUUAAAUGAGAAUUAUGACUAUCCUCGAAGUCAAAUUCUGAUGACAACUCCAACUCCCAUUCUCAAUAGAGCUUAUGCUAUGCUUGUUGAACGAGACCAAAAAGCUAUGGGGAGUUUGUCCAUAACAGGAGAAGGCGCUGAAGUUGCAGCCUUAUUAGCUAAGCGUGGACCUGCCUACUUCAAACCAAAGAAGAAUGGGAAUCCUAACUGGAAUGCAAUAUGUGACUUUUGCAAAAUGAAAAGUCAUGUUGAGGAUGACUGCUACAAGCUACAUGGUUAUCCUGAAGAUUAUGUCCACAAGAAGAAAGGUCACUUUUAUUCUCAAGGGAGAAUGCUCAUUCACGCAAACCAACCUUCAAACCAAAUGCAAACAGAAAUGAAGCAUACAAUUUUCAUUCUGAUACUUCCACUACUCACCAGAACAAAUACAACAGAGUUGGAGGUAAGACUGAAUCAAAUGAUGCAGGUCCAAGUAGCUCAAGAAGUUACAUGCCCAGGGCUCCACAACUGACUCAGGAUCAACAUGACAAAAUCAUGAUGCUGCUUGAUAAACAGAUGCCACAGCUGGAUAUGGUUAACAUGGCAGGACCUCUUCAGUGGGAGGCUGAAGGGGAUUGGUAGGGAACAAGAUGGCCUGUAUCUACUGAGUCCUUACACACCUGCUACAUCCAGUUUUAUCACUAAUAAAGUAGAGAAGAUGGCGAGCGAAUCCGACAAGGUAUUGACUGCUAAGGAAGACAAGAUGAAUGAAGACAUCAUGCUUUGGCACAGAAGGCUAGCUCAUGCUUCUGGUGCAUCAUUGCAGGGAAUGCUUGGUUAUAGUCUAGAUGAAUGUAAAUCUAUUCUAGUUGGUUGUGACAUUUGCCCUUUAGCUAAACACACCAGACAUCCUUUUCCUUGUAGCACUAGUAAAUCCAGUUCUCCUUUUCAGCUUCUACAUUUGGAUGUAUGGGGGUCAUAUUAUAUAGAAACAUUUGAUGGUAACAAAUUUUUUUUGACUAUUAUUGAUGAUUUCUCUAGAAUCACUUGGGUUUUCUUGCUUAAAUUCAAGUCUGAUGUGUUAAUCAUGCUGAGACAAUUUUUUAAAAUGGUUCACACUCAGUUCAAGGCUGUUGUGCAAGUAGUCAGGACUUAUAAUGGAGGUGAAUUUGUUGGUUCACACCUUCAAACUUUCUUCAAAGAUUUAGGCAUUAUACAUCAUAGAACAUGUGUUUAUACUCCCCAGCAAAAUGGUGUAGCUGAGAGGAAACACAGACAUCUACUUGAAGUAGCCAGAGCCCUCAGGUUUCAAGCGCAUAUUCUACUUUCUUUUUGGGGUCAUUGCAUUUUAGCAGCCUCCUAUAUCAUCAACAGGUUGCCAACUACUAUUUUAGGAGGAAAAUCCCCUUAUGAAGUAUUUUUGGGCAAGAAACCACAUCUUACUCAUUUGAGAACUCUUGGUUGUUUGUGUUAUGGGAGUGUCUUGCCUAGGGUUGAUAAAUUUGCUCCAAGAACUGUCAAGGCUGUGUUUAUGGGGUAUUCUGCUAUAACCAAGGGUUACAUCUUAUUUGAUCUUUUGAAUCAGAAGUUUUUUGUCAACAGAGAUGUCCAUUUUGUAGAACAUGUGUUUCCCUUUAAGGCUGAUCUUUCUACUCCAGUGGCUUCCAUUUUUUCUCCACCAGCUAUUCAUGAUUUGAUACUAGAUGAUCAAUCCACUGAUAGUGCUGCUACUUCUCUAAUUUCCUCACAUGUUGACAAUGCUGAUACUUAGUUUCCAUUGCCUUCUUCUGACGUUAGUCAUACAACACCUUUGCCUCCUAUAAGGUCUCAAAGGCAUACUAAGGUUCCUUUAUGGUUAACGGACUUUGUUACUAAAGGAUCAGCUAAUGCAGUGACUUAUCCUCUUGCUGAUUCUAUCUUCUAUGGUAAUCUCUCUGCAUCUUAUCAAGCUUAUUUGAGCUCUUUAUCAUCUGUUCAGAAGCCACAAUCUUAUCAGGAAGCUGUCUCUGAUAGUAGAUGGCUUGAGGCUAUGCAAGCUGAAAUUAAGGCUCUCCAAGACAAUGGUACUUGGAGAUUAGUUCCCUUACCAAAGGGUAAGUCACCUAUUGGAUGCAAAUGGGUGUACAAAGUCAAGCUUAAGGCAAAUGGUGAUGUUGAAAGGUAUAAGGCUAGGUUAGUUGCUAAAGGCUAUAGCCAACAAGAGGGUCUUGAUUAUCAUGAAACAUUUUCUCCCGUGGUUAAGAUUGUCACAGUGAGGACUGUGUUAUAUUUAGCUACCUAAUAUGCUUGGCAUAUUCACCAACUUGAUGUCCAUAAUGUUUUUCUUCGGGGUGACCUUUAUGAUGAAGUUUAUAUGGAGUUGCCUCAGGGUUUUUCUAGCCAAGGGGAGUCUGAUCUUGU